AUGCGCCUCGUCUGCGGAGAGGUAGAGAAAGACGUGACCGAAGCUCUUCCUGCCAAGUUUGGCAUCGUCUUUGACGGGUGCACCUUCAAGUCGGAGCAGUACGUCGGCGUCUUCGCCGUCUUGCUGCACGACAACCGAGCCGAGACUGUGCUGCUCGCCAUGGCCCCUAUUGUUGACGAUGAGGUCGAAGACCAUACGGCGGAGAGCCAUGUCGCGUUUUUGUCGACCGUUCUCGGCUUUUUCAAUCGCACGACUAACGACAUCAUCUACGUGGUCGGUGACAACUGCUCGACCGACGGCAAGGUGUCGACAUUGCUUGGUGUUCCGCUAGUCGGAUGCGCCAGUCAUCGCCUUAAUCUGGCAGUGACUGCGUUCAUGGGAAAACAUGAGAAGGAGCUGGAAAAACUCCAAAUGUUGAUGCGUAAGUUGCGCACACUGAAUGCUGCUGCGAGGCUUCGGUAA
Molecule: messenger RNA, 462 nt
Organism: Phytophthora sojae
Lineage: Eukaryota; Oomycota; Peronosporomycetes; Peronosporales; Peronosporaceae
Exons: 1
Coding region: 1-462 (153 amino acids)
Source: RefSeq, a predicted model, not a curated record